UUAUUGUGUGGUCCAGGCCUUGUGGCAGUGGUAAAGAUGUGGAAGGAGGGGGAAAUGAACAGGAAAGGGAGGGAUUUAGAUUUUUAAAAAAUCCUCCCCACGCUUGGUACAGACAGCUUUGAUUUACAGUAGAAAUUAGAAACUCCAGUUCUUCUUAGACAUGAAAUUGAUUUUAAAAGAAUUCCAGAGCAGAAUAUGUUUGAAUGAUUUCUAACUGAAUUUUUAAACUGUUUUUAUAUCUAUGUAUGUUUGUGUGUAUAUGUGUGUAUUCAUUUUUACACUUUUAUACCAUAAGAGUGGGGGGAGAGACCAAGGAAAGUAUAAUAAGUUAAUUAUGGAGUUUUGUUAGUAAGAGUUUUGGCACAAUGACUGAUGAGGGAUUCUUGACCCUGAGAGGGAAGGAGGAGCCAUAACCAGGAGGUUUGCAUUGGUACCUCCAUUGGACAUCGAUUGAAAGAUGGACAGAUCGGACUCAGCUGGAUCUGAAGCAGGACAAGUCGUUCAGGGCUCAUGUGUUGAAAGUAAUAGAAGAUUCUGGGCAAGAACGAUGCUCAAAUUCCUGGGUGAUAACCUUGGCAACUCAGACAUACAGCCUCAGCAUUUUAGUCAGUUCUCCUGUGAGGAGGUGGAGUGGCCCCGGGAGAUCUGCAGCCAACUCCACCAUCUCUGUCGCCAGUGGCUGAAGCCAGAAAAACACACAAAAAAACAGAUGCUGGACCUGGUGGUGCUGGAGCAGUUCCUGACCCUCCUCCCACCAAAGAUGUCAAGCUGGGUCAGGGAGUGUGGAGCAGAGACAUGUUCCCAGGCCAUGGCCCUGGCAGAAGGAUUCCUCCUGAGUAAGGAAGCAGAGGAGCAGGAUGAAAAAGAGCAGGUGAAGAAGCUCCCUGUGGACAUUCAACCUGAUUUCUCUGCUGUAAGGGAGGCUCCAUCAGGUGCCAGGCAGAGCUCCCAGCAAAGGGACAUCACUUUGCAAGGGGCUGAAGUAACACAGGGAACAAUGGCUCUUGGUUACAAUGGAGGAGGAAUAUUUCAGGUUCCAGUGACCUUUGAAGAGGUGGCCGUAUCUUUCCUCCCAGAAGAGUGGGUCUUCCUAAAUGCGGAUCAGAGAGCCCUGUACAACGAGGUCAUGGAGGAAACCUGUAGCAUCAUGUGUCCUCUUGCAGGUAACUGGAAGGGAAAAAAUGCCUUUGCCAACCAUUGUCAAAACAUUCCCAAACACGAAGAAGCCUGCAUGGAAGAAAAAUGUCCUGAAGAGAUGUCCUGCAUAUGCACCAGCUGUGGAAGAUAUUUUGCCCCAAACAUUACGCAUGUGUGUGAUGAGAGAAUGCAGCAGGAAGAGAACCACUUUGGAUAUGAACUUUCGAUGAAAGGUGUUGAUCUCAAAUUGCAGCACGAGGAAUACCAUAUAGCAGAGAAAGCACACAAAUGCCAGGAGUGUGGAAAAUGUUUUACUUUCAAAUCACGCCUUGUGAUCCACCAGAUAAUUCACACAGGAGAGAAACCAUACAGAUGCCAGGAGUGUGGAAAAUGCUUUGCUUCCAAGUCACAUCUUCGGCAACACCAGGUGAUCCACACAGGAGAGAAACCAUACAGCUGCCAAGAAUGUGGGAAGUGUUUUAAUUCUACAUCUGGACUCCUCAGACACCAGAGAACCCACACGGGAGAGAAACCUUACAGAUGCCAAAAGUGUGGGAAAUGUUUUGUUUCCAAUUCAGUACUUCUGAUCCACCAGAGAAUCCACACAGGGGAAAAGCCAUACAAAUGCCAGGAAUGUGGGAAAUGUUAUGCCCAACAUUCAGUGCUUGUUGUCCACCAAGGAAUCCACACAGGAAAGAAACUGUACAACUGUCAAGAAUGUGGGAAGUGUUUUAAUUCCAGGUCAGGACUACUUAAACACCAGAGAAUCCACACAGGAGAGAAGCCAUACAAAUGCCAGGAGUGUGAGAAAUGUUUUGUUUCCAAGUCAUCAUUUGUGAUCCACAAAAGGGUCCACACAGGAGAGAAACCAUUCAGAUGCCAGGAGUGUGGGAAAUGUUAUGCCCGAAAUUCAGUGCUUAUCAUCCACCAGAGAACCCACACAGGAGAAAAACCGUACGGGUGCCAGGAGUGUGGGAAAUGUUUUAAUUCCAAGCCAGAACUAUGGAAUCACCAGAGAAUCCACACAGGAGAAAAACCAUAUAAGUGCCAGGAGUGUGGGAAAUGCUAUGCCCGGAAACCAGAUCUUGUCAUCCACCAGAGAACCCACACAGGAGAGAAACCAUACUCAUGCGAGGAAUGUGGAAAACGCUUUUCUUCCAAGUCAUGUCUUGUCAUUCAUCAGAAAAUCCACAAAGGAGAGGAAGAAUACAAAUGUGAGGAUUGUGAAAAAUGCUAUGUUUCCAAGUCAGGACUUGUGAAACACAAGAGAAUGCAUAAAGGAAAGGAACCAUAGAAAAGCCUAGAGUUCUGCCAUAGAAACCAUAGAAAAGUGGUCAUCCACCAGAGUCCACACAGGCAAGAAAUGCUACAAUUGCUAGGAGUGUGGGACAUGUUUUACCCAGAAUUCAGCUCUCGGGCAGCAUAAGACAGUUCACACUGAGAAGAGCACUGAGGAUUUUUUCCCCUUGAAAGCAGAGCAGUUAUUAUAUCAGAAUCCACAGAGAAAUCACUGAAUCCUACAUUGAUUUAGACCCCAAGUGCCAGCGAGUCAUAUCUUUCUCAAUCCAUAAAUCCGUCACUAAGACAUUCCUAAGAGGAUGCUAUUUAAAGCAUCAACUUCCAUUCUCAACAGUAGGAAGUUUUUCCUUGCAUUUAUUUUCAGAAUUUUGCCUUCCUUUGAGUUGAAUCCACUGGUUAAGAUCCCAGAGGGGCAGCAAACAAGUUUGCUCCAUUUUCUACCUCCUUGGAGGCACUGCAUCUGAUUACAGCAGUGUUUCCCAACCUUUGGGCUUCCAGGUAUUUUUGACUUCAACUCCCAGAUCCCAGUCAGCUGAGGAACUGUGGGAGCUGAAGUCCAAAACACCUGGAGGCCCAAAGGUUGGGGACCACUGGGUUACAGAGAUUUGGGUUCACUGGAAGCAGCUGAAUAGCCCAUUCUUUACCUCUUUUGAGACAUUUUUUACUAUUGUGGUUUUUUACAUUUUGUGAUUAUUGUUUUAGGGCGAAGAUAAGUGAAGUUAGUUUGAUUUGGUGUACUGCUGAUAUAAGAGACAUGUUGGGAAAUUACAAUCUUUAAAAAUUGUAUAACGAAACUAAUAUUGCUGAUUUUUUAAAAUGAGACUGAAGGUGUUCUUUGUUUUGGGGAGCUCCAUCCCUUAUUUAGUCUGUCAACUCUAAAGAAAAAUUAAAUGGGAUGUUUUUCUUCAUUA
Anolis carolinensis (green anole) is the source of this 3347-nucleotide messenger RNA. Its product is annotated as zinc finger protein 883. The record is from RefSeq and is a predicted model, not a curated record. Bases 458 to 2431 code for a protein of 657 amino acids. Gene Ontology annotation, cellular component: nucleus. Gene Ontology annotation, biological process: regulation of transcription by RNA polymerase II. NCBI's taxonomy places the organism in Eukaryota, Metazoa, Chordata, Lepidosauria, Squamata, Anolidae. The transcript has 6 exons. Gene Ontology annotation, molecular function: RNA polymerase II cis-regulatory region sequence-specific DNA binding; DNA-binding transcription factor activity, RNA polymerase II-specific.